This is a messenger RNA of Rhagoletis zephyria (snowberry fruit fly), 2673 nucleotides long. It is a transcript of the gene lap, whose product is annotated as phosphatidylinositol-binding clathrin assembly protein lap. Gene Ontology annotation, biological process: clathrin coat assembly; clathrin-dependent endocytosis; synaptic vesicle budding from presynaptic endocytic zone membrane. Gene Ontology annotation, cellular component: synaptic vesicle; clathrin-coated vesicle; extrinsic component of presynaptic endocytic zone membrane. The record is from RefSeq and is a predicted model, not a curated record. Gene Ontology annotation, molecular function: phosphatidylinositol-4,5-bisphosphate binding; 1-phosphatidylinositol binding; clathrin heavy chain binding. Lineage: Eukaryota; Metazoa; Arthropoda; Insecta; Diptera; Tephritidae.
AUGGUAGCAUCGCAGAGUAAUUUAGAAAUAUAUUUGGUACACUGCACAAACGAACCGAAUGUCUCCAUACCACAUUUGGCCAAUUUACUUAUCGAACGCUCACAGAAUACCAAUUGGGUGGUGGUCUAUAAAGCGCUGAUAACCACUCAUAAUUUGAUGGCAUAUGGCAAUGAGCGUUUUAUGCAGUAUUUAGCAUCCAGUAAUUCAACAUUUAAUCUCAGCAAUUUUCUGGACAAAGGCGGCGUGCAAGAUGGCUUAUCGGCACCGGGUGGCAGAAUGGGCUAUGAUAUGUCGCCGUUCAUACGACGCUAUGCCAAAUACUUGAAUGAAAAGUCGCUCUCAUAUCGUGCAAUGGCUUUUGAUUUUUGCAAAGUAAAGCGCGGCAAAGAGGAGGGCUCUCUACGCACCAUGAACGCCGACAAGCUGCUCAAGACAUUACCUGUACUGCAAGGACAAUUAGAUGCUUUAUUGGAAUUCGAUUGCCAGGCCAAUGACUUGUCUAAUGGUGUCAUCAACGUUAGCUUCAUGCUGCUCUUUCGCGAUUUGAUACGCUUAUUUGCUUGCUACAAUGAUGGCAUCAUUAAUUCUGAGAAAUAUUUCGAUAUGAAUAAGAAGCAUGCACGCGACGCUUUGGAUUUGUAUAAAAAGUUUUUGGUGCGCAUGGAUCGUGUUGGGGAAUUUUUGAAAGUCGCUGAGAAUGUUGGCAUAGAUAAGGGCGAUAUACCCGAUUUGACGAAGGCUCAGUCACUAUUGGAUGCUUUAGAACAACAUUUGGCCACUUUGGAGGGACGUAAAGUAUCCGCCGCAAAUACACCAACUCAAUCGGCAAGCUCAUCCUUUGGUACAGCUGCAGCAUCGAGCAAAUUCGACACCACCAAUGGCAUCGAUGAGCAAUUAAAGGCACAGGUGUUGGCCGAAGAGGAAGCGGCUAUGAAUCAGUACAAACAAUCGAAAGUAUCUUCACCCACUGCAGGCGGUGGUGGCGCUGGUGCUGGUGCUGCAUUAACAAAUCCAUUCUUAUCGUCACCGCCAGCCAGUGGCGCUGGUGCACCGAUAGUCGAUCUGUUUGGUGCAGCUCCGGCAACGGCUGCCGGCACUGCGGGUGCCAGUAGUGGUGGCGGUGCUGCUGGCGGCACCACCACCAAGGCAUCCGAUGAUUUACUACAGCUGGGCAAUCCAUUUGCUGAUAUGUUUGAUGCGCCCGUUGGCGGUGUGUGCGCUGGUGGCGGCGUAGCAGCGGGAACAGGUGGUGCACAUAAUACCAAUAAUAUUUGGAUGCAUAAUAAUGGUUUCAAUGGUGCUGCUGCGCCAUCAGCGGCUGCCAAUGCUUUCGUUUCGGACAGCAACUUCUCGUCCGUUUUUGGUAAUACUGAACCAGCCGCUGCUGGCUCAUCGACCGCCGCCGCUGCUGCGGCAACAGUGCCCAAUCCGUUCUUCGACACCAUGGACGCUCCAUUAUUUGGCGCACCACAACAACCACAGCAACAGCAGGCGGCAUUUUCUACAGCAUCAACUAGCGGCGGUGCCGCCGUUGCCACCUUUAUGCCCCAGGGAGCGCCAGCCGCGCAAACACUCUUUAUGAACACGACAGCCGCGGUGGCGCCGGCGCCUCAACAAUUCCCACCAGGCUUCGAUGCUCUGGGUGAUGUACUCAAGCCGGGCAUCACAUCCACACAUCCAGCCGCAGCCAAUCAAACAAAUAUUGUCACUACAGGUGCUCUGGGUAUGGUCGGCAGCCAGCAACAGCAACUACUCACCCAACAGCAGCAACAACAACUGCAACUGCAACAACAACAGCAAAUGCAACCUGCUAGCACUGGAAAAAUACUCACCGGCGAUUUGGAUAGUUCACUAAUGUCACUUGUAGAUAAUCUGAAUAUAAAUAAAUCGAGCAGUGCAAAACCUGUGCAAUGGAAUUCACCGAAAAACACAGCGAAACCCGGUGCUAAUUGGACACCUCAACCAAUGGCGGCUACAACUGGUGCUGGCUAUCGUCCAAUGGCACAUGGCAUGACAGUAAGUCCUGCGCCAAUCACAAUCCAAAACCAUCCGUAUAUACACGCUAGUUAUCCUGUUAUACCAAAUUAUAUGCAGCAGGGAAUGCCGGUGAUGGGACAACCUAUGCUGGGUCAAGCCCCUUUGACUGGCGUACAACCGACGAUGAUGACAGCGGCGCCGCCCACACUGCACAGUAGUGCGAUAACAAUGCAACCGCAAUCACUCCAUCAGCAACCCAACGGCGGAAAUAAGGGGGCGCCACUCGAUCCAUUUGGUGUGUUAUAAGAUGGCUAAUGUAGCGGGCAGCCGUGAGCAACAACAAUGUGUAUAGAACCCUAACAAUCCAAACCUAGCAGAGCAGCAGAGAGCAGCACAGCUGGUGUUGCUGCUGCAAUGGAGUAUGAUGCCAUCCAACAAGUAAAGCAUAACCAAUCAAUUUGUAAAAGCGAUUGGGUAGGGGGAGUAAAAAUACAAAAAGAAAAAGACAAAAUGGUUGACUAAGUGGUUUGUUGGGGGAAAGAGGGAGGGGGGAUUUGGAGGGUAGAAACAAAAGCUUAGCUGGGGUAGAAAAUUUAGCUGCCUUCCUUUUUGAGGGACACGGAGCGUGUAGUGCAAGUUGUGAAUGACAUUCACCGGAAAAAAUAAAAAUAAAAAGGAAAAACUCAGUUUCAAAUU